Vollenhovia emeryi is the source of this 2817-nucleotide messenger RNA. Its product is annotated as coiled-coil domain-containing protein 6. Bases 467 to 1789 code for a protein of 440 amino acids. NCBI's taxonomy places the organism in Eukaryota, Metazoa, Arthropoda, Insecta, Hymenoptera, Formicidae. The record is from RefSeq and is a predicted model, not a curated record. The transcript is spliced from 6 exons.
CACGGCGCACAACGCGCGGAACGGAAGGAGAGAGAAUCCGCGGAACGCGCCGCGCCACUUUCGCGGUCGCGAAAACAGUCGGCGAGCGAGCAGCGGCCCAAACAGCUGAUACAAGUUUCCGCGGUGCCGUUCCGUUUCUCUCGCGCGCGCGCGAGCCACAUGUCCGCCGCCGCGCCGCGGCCGCGCUGAAACGGUGUAAUCGCGUAUCCCGCGUGCGUCCACCCUGAGCGUGCGGCGCGUACGCGCGCUGAGAGUCGAGGGGGCACACGUGCACGUGGGCACGCCGCGGCGCCGGGCGACUCUCAGAGUCUCAGGGGCCCAGGCUCCGUGUUUCACCCCCCCCCCUCCCCCGUUCCGGGGUCGCGUACGAUGAGCGGCGGCCGGCGAUAACCGGUCGUGAAGCACCCUCGCCGUUCGCGCCGUCACUCGUCAUUGCCGCCCGUCGCCGUUUACCCGCGUGGAAAACAUGGCCGAUCGCGAUAGCGCGUCCGAGAGCGACUCCAGCUCGAUCGACGGCGGGCCGAUCAUGAUGCCGCCGUCGCCGGUGACGCGCGAGCAGCUGCAGAAGCGCAUCGAGUCCCUGCAGCAGCACAACCGCGUGCUCAAGGUCGAGCUCGAGACGUACAAGCUGCGGGUCAAGGCGCUGCAGGAGGAGAACCGCGGCCUGCGCCAGGCGUCUGUCAUCAUUCAAGCGAAAGCCGAGCAAGAGGAGGAAUUCAUAAGCAACACGCUGCUGAAGAAGAUCCAGGCUCUGAAGAAGGAGAAGGAGACUCUGGCCCACCACUACGAGCAGGAGGAGGAGUGUCUUACCAAUGACUUGUCGAGGAAGCUGAAUCAACUGCGGCAGGAGAAGUGCCGGCUCGAGCAGACGCUGGAGCAGGAGCAGGAGUGCUUGGUGAACAAGCUGAUGAGGAAGAUCGAGAAGCUGGAGGCGGAGACGCUUGCCAAGCAGAGCAAUCUGGAGCAGCUGCGGCGCGAGAAAGUCGAGCUGGAGAACACUCUGGAGCAGGAGCAGGAGGCGCUGGUGAACAAGCUGUGGAAGCGAAUGGACAAGCUCGAGGCCGAGAAGCGGAUGCUGCAGAUCAAGCUGGACCAGCCCGUCUCGGACCCUACCUCGCCUAGAGAGAUCAACAACGGUGACACCGCCACAAACCUGAGCACGCACAUUCAGACUCUGAGAAGCGAGGUUGCACGAUUGAAGCACACCUUGCUCAUCUCGCAGCAAGAACAUACGGAAAAAAUGAAGCGGUACGUCAACGAGGAGAAGCAGAUACGCGAGGAGAAUCUGAGACUGCAGAGAAAGCUGCAGCUAGAGGUGGAGCGUCGCGAGGCCUUGUGCAGACACCUCUCGGAGUCGGAGUCCAGACAUGAUUUUCGCAGCUUGGAGAUGGAAGAGGAACGGCACUACAACGAAAUUGUCAUGUCCGGGGGGAACAUAAGGACCCGCACGGUGUCCAGUCCUGUGCCCUACAAUCCUUCGCCUAGUUCCUCGAGGCCACUAAGCCCUGGUGUUAACGUACUAGGUUCCACCUCCAGAGAAGGCUUCAGCGCGAAUCGGUGCUACGCCUGCGGCCAGCCGACUGCCCCUCCAUUCGCGAGCUCAUCGCCUCCUUCUGGGGGACACAUUGUGGCAUCGUCCAGCAGACGCACCUCGGACCGCUUCGUCAAGCCGGCGAUUCCGCCCACUAUCGUGAGUCCCGGCGGGCCGCCGACCAUCGCUCCCAAUCCUACGGCGAACCCCGUAUCUGCGCCUCAUUCAGGUUCACCGAUGGACAUCGCGAAAACAUAAGUCGCCAAGUUGAGGAGAGGGCUCUCCACAGAAACCCCUUUUAUAUAGUCGCGCGCAAGGUACUUCUCCAAACGGUGCGUUCCAACUAAGAGAUAUGCGGGGAAGUCGGCCGCACGUUCGGCCCGUGACACCGGCCGUCGGCGCUUUUUCUUCUCGGAUGUUUCCGUUUGUAACUACUACUUCAGCUCUAAUGUGUAACACUACGGGCUACGGGAGAAGGAAGACAGAGAGAGGGAAACGUGAUUAUUUCUGGAAAAGGGCAGAUAUAGAGUUAAACAACGCAGUCGCGAAAGCGUCUCGCCUCUUGGUCACGGGAUGAUCUUUUUCGUCAUCUUGCUCCUUUCCUCUCGUAUGACGCCUGAAAUGUCAUUCAGACCGAGCUCUUUGUCGUACUACGCAAUUAAUAUCGUUUGAGUGUUCUACGUAAGAAAAUGAAAAAAAAAAUGAAACAUUGACAUGUUGCUUCCAUGUUCCAAGUAACCAUAGUAUAAAUAUUGAACGCGAAUGCUGAACAGACGCCUACACGGCAUACUUGCGGAUAUUAUUGUAAUCUUAUUGUGCGUUUAAGAACGUAAACGAAAGUAACUAGGGUGUAGUGUCGCUGUGUUCACACACGAUUUAACGGGUGUUGUAUUUGUUUAGCUUCGAGCCUGAGUAAUCACAUAGCGCGUGCGAGUACUGGUAGAGGCGGAAGCAUAACUCUAGAGGAGAGGUUUCGAUUAGUUCCUUCAAAGGGGAGAUUGUCUGAUUUGGAAAGAGAAAAGAAAAGGGAAUACGUAAUCGGGGUAGAGUCAGAUUCCGGGGAGAUCUCAGCGAUCGCCGGGACUACGGUAUCUAAGAAAACUUGGAAUUCGAUAAAUGAGAGAACGUGACAAUUGAAGGCCCUAAAAGUUCCAAGGAUUCAACAGUCCAACGAUCUGAGAAUCUAAAGCAGACUUGCGGAUCUAAAAGAAGAGUGUACGCUCUAAACGCUUAAGUAUAUCUAAGUGUCUAUAUAAGUAUACAUACAAAUACAUAUACAUAAUACU